Molecule: messenger RNA, 1821 nt
Organism: Seminavis robusta
Lineage: Eukaryota; Bacillariophyta; Bacillariophyceae; Naviculales; Naviculaceae
Source: the annotation of a GenBank genome assembly
CCUUGAGAUAGACGAUGAGCCAUGUCUGUGUCUCUGAGGCCGUCUGUUUCGGCAUGUAAAGGAGAAGAAGAUGAGGAAGAUGAUGCGUGCAACUUUGUGGUGAUGAGUGACGCUGGCAAGCCGAUCUACUAUUCGCAAGGAAGAGAAGAAGAAAUCAGUCGUUUGUGUGGCCUCGUCUUGGCGCUGCGAUCGUCGGCCCAAAGCAGCUUAGGCCAAUCCAUUCGGUCCAUUAGUACUGGAGGGACACGGCCAAAAUCGAUCGUUUUCAUGUCCAUGGGGUCUUUGGUUCUGCUUGCUAUUAGUAGUAACUCUACCAAUAACAGAAGGACCAAGGGUAGCAUUUCCCACUCGAAUAAGGGUACACACGGCUCAGCUAAUAAGGCUACUGAGUGGUUUCUGCAGUUGCAACUAGAGUACAUUCUGGGUUUCAUUCUCUCGGCAGUGACAGAGAGAAUCCAAGAACAAUUCAACCUAGAUCCCAGUUAUGAUCUGCGAGAAGCCAUCCUGCCAACUAUGAAGACCAACGACACGGAUAACGCGUCAUGCAGCCUUACAUCUACCAUUGCUACGGGACUGUUCCACGACGACUUUGAUAGUAACGACACCAACUCUCCAGGGCCGUAUUGCCUGGGUGCUGUCGAAACCCUCUUUCCCAUGUCACACAAUAUUCGAUCCCGAGCCUCCGCCGUUCUCCAAACAGUGGGUCUUCAAACCGACUUUACCGCAUUUGCCAUUCUCGCAGUGGGACAAAAGCUACUCACGUUGAUACAACCAUCGGCACCCCAAUAUCAGCUGCAUGUCUUUGACCUGCACGUGCUACUGAGAAUUGUCAGUACCCGACAAAGGCAAGUCUCCGACAAUAAGGAAGAAAAGGAACUGUGGAUACCCCUUUGUCUGCCCUUCUUCUCUUCUACAGACUACCUAUUCUGCUACGCGGAGUGUCUGGAUUCCACCUCCAACCUGGCUCUGAUUCUCCUCAGUAACCAAGGGAACGCACGGCAAUUGCAGCUAUUUCAAACGGCGGCCGGGGACAUACGAAAAGCCCUUGGGAUACCACCAUAUUCGGCUGCUUCCUCGCAACAGCAGCAGCAACAGCAACAGCAACAACAUAUUAAUAAACUGGCGCAGCCAAGAACAACGACAGAGGACUUCUGGAAUGACCAAGACUACGUCGAUGUCUCCCUUGGCGAUCAUCAACAACAACCUCUAGCCUACAGGAUGCUACCGGUACCCAAAGAGGACAACUUUUUUGUGCCUGAAAUCCAAAUGACGAUUCGUCAAUCCGAGACGCUACAAAUGGAGCACUAUCUUGGCAUUGCAUCGGUAUUCCAUUUUCUAUUUCGACUUGAGGUUCCCAUUGGCAAUUUUCAAAAGAGUAUCCGUGACGAGGCACCCAACAGCAGCCAGAAGCUGGCGCAAUGUCUCUCGCCAACCUUGAACAAAUUCCCCUUUGUGGAUGCGCGGUCAAGACGAAGAGUUUGGAGAAUGUACCAAACGUUACGAUGGCGACUAUUGAAUCGAGAAAGCAAUCAACCCAGUAGUAAUAAUGGCAUGGUAACGACGGGGAUGGAACGUCAUUGUCCUGCCGUCGCAUUGGCGGCGAGCUCCGUUAUUACAACGGGCACAACGUUACCCUGCUACAUUGUGGAUGGAUCCGAACUGUUCCUUGCCAUGAAUGGCAGUGGAUACGAAUUCUAUGCCGUUCUACCAAGUACCACCUCAAUCCGAGAAGCAGAAGCUUCGGCGACCAAACUAUUGCGACGUCUCGUGGCCGACCAAAAGAGCCUUUUCCUCACCAAGCUAAUGUGCUGGGACGAUUGA